AUGUUAUGUUGGGGAUAUUGGUCUCUGGGCCAACCUGGGAUGAGCACUAACCUGCAAGGGAUUGUGGCCGAGCCACAGGUGUGUGGAUUUGUAUCCGACAGAAGCGUCAAGGAAGUGGCCUGCGGAGGAAGCCACUCCAUGUUCCUGCUGGAGGAUGGGGAAGUUUACACGUGCGGUUUGAACACCAAGGGGCAGCUGGGCCACGAGAGGGAAGGAAACAAGCCAGAGCAAAUUGGAGCUUUGGCAGAUCAGCAUAUUGUCCACGUGGCGUGUGGCGAGUCCCACAGUCUGGCCCUCAGUGACCGGGGCCAGCUGUUUUCUUGGGGUGCAGGGAGCGAUGGUCAACUAGGACUCAUGACUACUGAGGACUCUGUGGCAGUACCCAGGUUAAUACAGAAGCUGAACCAGCAGACAAUAUUGCAAGUUUCCUGUGGCAACUGGCACUGCUUGGCUCUUGCAGCUGAUGGCCAGUUCUUCACGUGGGGGAAGAACAGCCAUGGGCAGCUGGGCCUGGGGAAGGAGUUCCCCUCCCAAGCCAGCCCGCAGAGGGUGAGGUCCCUGGAAGGGAUCCCGCUGGCACAGGUGACUGCAGGAGGGGCCCACAGCUUUGCCCUGUCUCUCUCGGGAGCUGUAUUUGGCUGGGGGAUGAAUAACGCGGGGCAGCUCGGGCUCAGUGAUGAGAAAGAUCGAGAGUCUCCUUGCCACGUGAAGCUCCUACGAACACAAAAAGUCGUCUAUAUCAGUUGCGGAGAAGAGCAUACAGCAGUUCUCACAAAAAGUGGAGGUGUGUUUACCUUUGGUGCUGGUUCCUGUGGGCAACUUGGACAUGAUUCCAUGAAUGAUGAGGUUAAUCCAAGAAGAGUUCUGGAGCUGAUGGGCAGUGAAGUCACUCAGAUUGCCUGUGGCAGACAACACACCCUAGCCUUUGUGCCUUCUUCUGGACUCAUCUAUGCAUUUGGUUGUGGAGAAAGAGGUCAGUUAGGAACUGGACACACUUGUAAUGUCAAGUGCCCGUCUCCUGUGAAAGGUUGCUGGGCCGCCCAUAGCGGCCAGCUUGCAGCCAGAGCUGAUCGCUUUAAAUAUCAUAUUGUUAAGCAGAUCUUCUCUGGAGGAGACCAGACUUUUGUACUUUGCUCCAAAUAUGAGAAUUCUUCUCCUGCCGUCGACUUCAGAACGAUGAACCAAGCACAUUACACCAGUUUAAUCAAUGAUGAAACCAUAGCAGUUUGGAGACAAAAACUCUCAGAACACAACAAUGCAAAUACAAUCAACGGUGUCAUUCAGAUACUAUCUUCUGCAGCCUGUUGGAAUGGAAGUUUUCUUGAGAAAAAAAUUGAUGAGCAUUUUAAAACAAGUCCCCAAAUCCCUGGGAUUGACCUGAACUCAACUAGAGUGUUAUUUGAGAAGUUAAUGAACUCUCAGCACUCCAUGAUUCUAGAACAGAUCUUAAAUAGCUUUGAAAGUUGCCUGAUUCCUCAGUUGUCAAGUUCACCACCAGAUGUUGAAGCAAUGAGAAUCUACUUAAUACUACCGGAGUUUCCCCUGCUCCAGGAUUCUAAGUAUUACAUAACGUUGACUAUUCCCCUGGCUAUGGCCAUUCUGCGGCUGGAUACAAACCCCAGCAAAGUCUUAGAUAACUGGUGGUCUCAGGUAUGCCCGAAAUAUUUCACGAAGCUGGUAAACCUCUAUAAAGGUGCAGUGGUUUAUCUACUGAGAGGAAGAAAGACAUUCUUAAUUCCUGUACUGUUUAACAAUUAUAUUACAGCAGCGCUCAAGCUCUUGGAGAAGUUAUACAAGGUAAAUCUUAAAGUGAAGCAUGUGGAAUAUGAUACAUUUUAUAUUCCUGAGGUUUCCAGUCUUGUGGACAUUCAGGAAGACUACCUCAUGUGGUUCUUACAUCAAGCAGGCAUGAAGGCUAGACCAUCUAUAAUGCAGGAUGCUGUAACACUUUGUUCCUACCCUUUCAUCUUUGAUGCCCAAGCCAAGACCAAAAUGUUACAGACCGAUGCUGAACUGCAGAUGCAGGUGGCAGUCAACGGGGCCAACCUGCAGAACGUCUUCAUGCUUCUCACCUUGGAGCCUCUGCUGGCCAGAAGCCCCUUCCUGGUCCUUCAUGUUCGCAGGAGCAACCUUGUUGGAGAUGCCCUGAGAGAGCUGAGCAUUCAUUCUGAUAUUGAUUUGAAAAAGCCUCUCAAAGUCAUUUUUGAUGGGGAAGAAGCAGUGGAUGCUGGUGGUGUCACAAAGGAGUUCUUUCUUUUACUAUUAAAAGAAUUGUUGAAUCCCAUCUAUGGAAUGUUUACCUACUAUCAGGAUUCACAUCUCUUGUGGUUUUCAGAUACGUGUUUUGUAGAGCACAACUGGUUUCACUUGAUUGGCAUAACCUGCGGACUCGCCAUCUACAACUCCACCGUGGUGGACCUGCACUUCCCGUUGGCUCUCUAUAAGAAGCUACUGAACGUGAAGCCUGGCCUGGAAGACUUGAAGGAGCUGUCACCCACGGAAGGAAGGAGUCUUCAAGAACUUUUAGAUUACCCUGGGGAAGAUAUUGAGGAGACUUUCUGCCUCAACUUCACGAUUUGUCGAGAAAGCUAUGGCGUGAUUGAACAGAAGAAGCUGAUACCUGGGGGAGACAGAGUGGCUGUGUGCAAGGAGAACAGGCAGGAAUUUGUGGAUGCUUAUGUGAAUUAUGUCUUCCAAAUCUCAGUUCACGAAUGGUACACAGCUUUCUCCAGCGGCUUCCUAAAGGUGUGUGGUGGCAAAGUGCUUGAGCUCUUCCAGCCUUCGGAACUGAGGGCCAUGAUGGUGGGGAACAGCAACUACAACUGGGAGGCACUGGAGGAGACUGCCAUCUACAAGGGUGAUUACUCAGCCACACAUCCCACUGUGAAACUAUUUUGGGAAACAUUUCACGAGUUCCCAUUGGAAAAGAAGAAGAAAUUUCUCUUGUUCCUGACAGGCAGCGACCGCAUCCCCAUCUAUGGCAUGGCCAGCCUGCAGAUUGUCAUCCAGUCCACAGCCAGCGGGGAGGAGUACUUGCCCGUGGCCCACACUUGCUACAACCUUCUUGACCUCCCCAAGUACAGCAGCAAAGAGGUCCUGUGUGCACGGCUGACCCAGGCCCUUGACAACUACGAGGGGUUCAGUUUGGCCUGA
Messenger RNA from Lipotes vexillifer (Yangtze River dolphin), 3153 nucleotides. RefSeq names its product HECT and RLD domain containing E3 ubiquitin protein ligase 3 (gene HERC3). Lineage: Eukaryota; Metazoa; Chordata; Mammalia; Artiodactyla; Lipotidae. The transcript is spliced from 24 exons. Gene Ontology annotation, molecular function: ubiquitin-protein transferase activity. The coding region runs from base 1 to 3153 and encodes 1050 amino acids. Gene Ontology annotation, cellular component: cytoplasm. The record is from RefSeq and is a predicted model, not a curated record.